AUGACAAUGGGGUGCACGCAGGCUGAGAUGAUACUUGGCACUUCAGACAUGGACGAAUCCUCAACACGAUGUCAUGAAAAGAGCCUCAACGGCGUAUCCCAGGAGGAGCUACCAAGAGCUCCUGGCAAAGGAAGGCUUUUCGACCUGGCAUACUGCGCGGCCUCGGAGCUAGGUCUUCCAAAUCGAUUGCACCGAUGCUUAUGUCAGUUGCUGUCCAGCGCCGAGCCCUUCGAUUCGAUUCGAGAGGAGCAAGGCGUAGUGCAAGGCGCGCAUGGAAGCGGAGCUGAUUCGUGGACAACGGAUGAACAGGAGAAUGAUUGGUCGUGGCAGAUGCCCGCGCAUACCACAGAGCGACCCGCAGCAAACACGACAUACUCAACGCGGCAGACCUCAGAGCAGUCCAGGUGGCAAAGCCAAGUGGAUUUCGCGCGGCAGAUGCCACAGCGUCCCACAUGCCAGGCCGCAACUCAUUCAGAGCAAUUGUGGGAGCAUUCCACGUGGAAGAGCCAAGGGCAGUCAUCAUGGCAGGUGUUGGGAACUCCGUCAGUGGGCGCACCAGAGAAGUUGUCAUCGCAAACGCAGAUGCCCAGACCACUUGGUGAGAACUCAGGAGUGAAUGUUGAGAGUGCACAGGAAGCUGUUGAUCCAGCCGUCGCCAGGGAGUUCGUGGAGUCGUUCUGCCGCCGAAGAGAACUCACCAAACCUGCCAAACGGGACUUGCUCAACUUGGAUGUUAUGCUCGCGUUCGACAUUGUCAAGGCCUUGGAAGUUGACAAGAAAGACCUGUCACUGCAGCCAGCAGAGUGGAGCAAGAUUGUGGGCUCGCGAGUGGCUGCCAGGGCUGCAGCUGGAGAGCUGGACCAGAGCUUGCUUCAGCGGAUUGAGUGGCUCAUAGCAGAAGUGGUGCGAGCAAGCAUCCUUUCUCAGAAAGUCAUUUCAGAACUACGCUCCACCCUGCGCUCACUUCCGGCGCCAGAACUGGAGGAUGUCUUGCGUGACAACAACUUCACGCAGCGGGUCCCCUUCGGUACCAUCAACAACCCUGCUGCUUAUGCUCACAGGAUAGCAGACAGAGCUCGAAAGCGGCGGGUUGAAACAAUGAUUCCGGACUACAUCGCCCGUUGGAGGUAUUCUCGCCAUACUGAGCAAGCAUUAAGGGAGCUUUGUCGGGCCAAUCCGAUGGGAACGUUAAGGCUCAUGGAGAACCACAAGGCUUCCCGCGGUGAAGCCAGCCUCCUUCGCGACAUACAGGCAACUGAGCAAAGAGGCCGGAGCUACGUGUCUCGAACCCCAUGCCGAUCAGCACAUGAGAACCACAAGCAGCUCGAAAGCGAGUGGUCGGACGAAGAGACUCCAGAAAGGCCCUGUGAGGUGUGGAGCAAUUGGAGGCCCAGUGACUUGCCACGGGUGGAAGUGCGCGCGGGCAAGGAUGACACAUGCGGCGCAGAAGGCAGAGAGCAGAAAGGAGGAGACGCUGGCAAGGCGGCAAGUGUUCCACAAAUCAAUCAUAAGCUUGCCGUCGUCCCGGAGAGCUCGGUGGGUGAAGCCGAACUGGAGGCAGAUGUAACCGGCAACGAAACUGAGCAUAGUGCAGUUCAGCCCAGUGGUGGAGCUGAGCCCCAAGAUGAAGGUGAUCCCUUUGAAGAUGGAUCAGACUCGGAUGACUCAGAUGAUUCAUUGCCGCCAAUGGAGGUCAUUUCCACCCAAGUGGCAAUGGCGCCGCCCAAGACGCAGGUCGCGGUUCACUUUGUGAUUGUCUUAGACAUUUCCGGAAGUAUGUCAAGCUGCGACUGCUACAGCCAUGAGGGAAAGCGGCAGCGGCGAAUUGACGCGGCUCCUUUUCACAGCUAUGCAAAUGUCAUCAAAAUUCUGUUGGAAGAAACCACGUCAUCCCACACUGAGGGUGUUCACCAGGUUCAGGAGACAUUGAGCGAGUUGGCGUGUGACAUCGAAAAAGGGCAGCAAAAAUAUCUUCCCACUACCUCGUGCGGAGACGUUUAUUCUUUCGUCACCUUCAGCACGUGGCACAGAGUCGAGUUCCGCCUCCAGAACGCCACUGCAGCUGCUGAGCAGUUGCAACGACGGUGCAUUGAUCCAGAUGGGCAAACGAGCUAUACAGCCGGCCUCGAAGGGUUGGAAUCUUGCGUAAAGGAGGCAGAAUUGCGCAGCGACACCAAGGGCAGGCCUACGUAUGCGUUGUUUUUGUCGGAUGGUGAGACUUGGGACGCAGAUCAAUUCCUGGGCAAACUGGGAAGCUUGAAGCAGAGCCUCUCCAGCACAAUCCGGUGCCUCAGGCAAAGUUGA
This is a messenger RNA of Durusdinium trenchii, 2304 nucleotides long. Lineage: Eukaryota; Dinophyceae; Suessiales; Symbiodiniaceae. The record is from the annotation of a GenBank genome assembly.